Molecule: messenger RNA, 906 nt
Organism: Macrosteles quadrilineatus (aster leafhopper)
Lineage: Eukaryota; Metazoa; Arthropoda; Insecta; Hemiptera; Cicadellidae
Exons: 1
Coding region: 1-906 (301 amino acids)
Source: RefSeq, a predicted model, not a curated record
AUGACGUCUGACUGUGGCAUCUGCGGUAAAUCGUGUGAUGGUGAUGAGGAACAGAAAGUGAAGUGCGCUGGAAGUUGCGAGAAGUUUUUUCAUGCUCGCUGCAUCCAAGACGACGUCGUUGGCACUAAGACGCGUUCGUUUAGAGACUGGAAGUGUAAACAGUGUCGAGAGGUCGUCACUACUACCAAUGAGCUUCUCAAGGUUUUACAAGAGUUUAAAGCUCAAAUGUUUGAUGAACUAAAAACUACUAGAAAUGAGAUCACCGAUUUAACAGACGCUAUGCAGUUUAUGUCAAACAAGAUGGAUGAAUCUACGAACUUAAUGAAAAAUAUAAAAGAAGAACUUGCAUCGAUGAAGAAAGAAAAUGAACACCUUCGCAGUGACAAUGCCGCCCUGAACAAAGAGGUAACCUCCCUCAAGAGCAAGGUCCGUGCACUCGAGCAAUACUCCAGGAAGAACAACGUGGAAGUCAGCGGAAUCCCUGAAACACCAAAUGAGGACGUCAUGAGCUUGGUGAAGGACGUCGGCACUGCCCUAGGAGUGGAGAUCCAGGAGGGUGACAUUUCGGUGGCUCAUCGAGUUCCAUCCUACAAGAAGGAUCGUCCGCCGCCUCUCAUCAUCCAGUUCUCCAGGAGGGUAACCCGAGACACUUUGCUGCAUGAGUUUAGGGAUAGGAAGAAGUUAAAUGCUCGUCAGAUAAAUCCAGCCUUUCCAGAAAAAUCCGUGUACGUGAACGAACAUUUGGCUCCUGAAAACAAGUUGUUCUUGAAGGAUAUGAAGACGAAGUGUAAGGACAUUGGCUACCAGUAUGCUUGGUGUAGGGAUGGAAAGUUCUUUGUCCGUAAGUGUGAGAAUGAUCGGUGCAUCAGGAUCGAGUCAUGCGAGGAUCUAAACAAUCUCAAGUAA